Molecule: messenger RNA, 5637 nt
Organism: Sus scrofa (pig)
Lineage: Eukaryota; Metazoa; Chordata; Mammalia; Artiodactyla; Suidae
Gene: DNAAF1
Product: dynein axonemal assembly factor 1
Biological process (GO): axoneme assembly
Cellular component (GO): axoneme
Molecular function (GO): protein binding; dynein complex binding
Source: RefSeq, a predicted model, not a curated record
CACCCUGCACCAUCUGAGCUCCCUCCGCUCUCGCCCACGGGGCACGUGAGUGUUUAGUUUGUCUCUUUCUUGGUUCCCCAAGAGAGCACAGGCCUCCUGAGGGCAGGAGACACAUCUGAGACUACCUUUUCUUUUUCUUUUUGCCUUUUCUAGAGCCACUCCUGUGACAUAUGGAGGUUCCCAGGCUAGGGGUCCAAUCGGAGCUGCAGCCACCGGCCUGCGCCAGAGGCACAGCAACUCAGGAUCCAAGCCAUGUCUGCGACCCACACCACAGCUCAUGGCAACGCCGGAUCCUUAACCCACUGAGCAAGGCCAGGGAUCGAACCCGCAACCUCAUGGUUCCUCAUCGGAUUCGUUAACGACUGCGCCACGACGGGAACGCCUAAGACUACUUUUUCUGUAAUGUAAGCAAACUGAGAAAUACACACACGAGCUGGAAAACGUCUUACACACAGUUCAAAGAACAGUAAACCAAACACCCACACAGCCACCUGACUUCACAGACAAAAGCAGAGUCUCAGGCGCCCUGAUGCUUCUUCUCUGAUCCCAGCCCUUCCGCCACCCUGGGGGUGACCACACUCCUAAAUUCUGGCAUCAUCGUUCCCUUGCUUUUGCAUUCAUUUUUGAACAGUUGUACUAUUAUCACCCCUGCACGGAUUGUGAAAUAACAGUAUUACAUCUUGCCUGGUUUUGACUGUCCCAUGAAGGAACCAAAACCACGCACAUCCCUGGAUGACUGGUUUUUUGCACGUGGUGUUGUCUGCGAGACUCUGGAGCUGCAGGCCACAGGUGCCACCGCUGUGUGAUCCAUCUACCCGCUCUCCUGCUCGCGGGCACCAGCAUUGUUCUUGCCGGUUCUGGCUUUACAAUCACGAACAGCGCUGCCAUGAACAUUCCUGCACGUGUUGUCCUGGCACAGGAGUUUCUGGAAGGGACAGGCCUACGAGCGGAACUGCGGGGCCACAGGGCAUCCACACGUUCCACGAGAAGCUGCCAAAGCGGCUGAACCCACUCACACACCCACCAGCAGCAAGUGUGCGCUCACACUGCCUCCUCGCAACGGCUGGCAGGGUCCAACGGUUCACCUGCCAGAGGCUGGCUGUGAAACAGGAUCUCCCAGUGGUUUUCGUUUACAUUUCCUGACUACUACCGAGGGGAAUGACACUCUGCUGAUAUGUAUGCGCUGCUGGUCUUUUCCCAUCUGGGAAAUAUCUGUUUUAGCUUUUGGCCUUUUUUCUUCCUUUUCUGUCAGAGUUACAAGAAUUCUUUCUAUAUUCUACAUGCUAGUGCUCUGUAUGUUUUGUCUCUUUACAGUGCUUUUAAAUAAACUGAAUGUCUUAACUUUACUGUCGUCAAAUUCAUCAAUCUUCUUCCUGCACAGUUUGUGCUUGUCAUGUUCUGGUUGCGGAAUCCCAUCUUAGCCCCAGGUCGUCAAGACGUUUUCCUGUACUAUGUUCUAAAAUUUGCCUACAAAUUUGCUUUUCAGCCUUAAGUCCUGAAUCUCCCCUCACUGCCUGACGGGGUGAGGCUGCGAUCACAUCCAUCUCUGCUCGGCCUCCUUCCGCCUGGCACGGUGCUAUUUCUCUCAUAAACAGAAGCAAAUAAUGCUUUGGGUUCAAAGCUCAAAUUUCACUCUCAGGGAGAAAGAACUCGGGACGCUUCUCAAACUCUGGAUCAGCACUCUGACCAAGUUCUUCCUGGUGUUUCAUGACUGCGUGGAAUCUCCUUACCUUCCUUAGCACAUGUUUGGGAUAGCACGAACCUGAGCUGAUGGGGGGCUGCGUGGAGGGAGCAGAACAUGGGAGUUCUCAUCCAAGAUCGGACAGCCCUCAGUUUCAGGUCUCCAUGGCUGCGGUAGGAAUUAAAAUAAUAACAGCACCCACUCCCCGGUACAGACCCAAGAUAAGUGAAAACUGAGGCUCAUGCAAAAACUUGCACGGCCAUGUUCAUGGCAGCAUUACUUACUCACUAGCUAAGAAGUGGAAACAUCCCAGAUGCAACAACAGAUGAUGGAUACACAAAACGUGGCCUCUCCACGUAAGGGAAUGUUAGUCAGCAAUAAAAAGAAUGAAGUAGGAAAAAAGAAAAAAAAAAAGAAUGAAGUAGGGACAGAUGUUACGACAGGGACAAACCUUGAGGCUAGUAUGCUCAGUCAAGGAAGCCAGACAGAAAUGUCCAGAAAAAGCAAAUCCAGAGAUAGAAAGGAGAGCUGCGCUGCCAUGGGACGGGGGAGGGGGGGAGGGGGAGUGAAUGCUAAUGGGGUGGGAUAUCUUUGGAGGAUGAUGGGAAGGUUCUAGAAUGAAGCAGGUGGACCAAGGUGAAUAUGCUGCUAUGAACAGUACACUGUUAAAUGGCUAAGCUAAAGUAGCGAAUUUCAUGUUAUGUGAAUUUUAUUUCAAAAAAAAAAAAAACCUACUAAAAAAUACCAAUUUGUUUAACUCUAUGCCCCUGUAGUAUUUUUGCAGCGGUGACGCACACAGACUAUGAAAAGAGACACCCUGGAUUCGAAUCCAGACUCCCCUGUAAGAACGUGAGAUUCCUUUCCAUCCCUUGUAAACAGGGGGAUGAAAGCUCCUGCUUAAAUGACAUCAUCUGUAUCAAGUGCUCACUACAGAGCCUAGAACAUAAUAAGUGCUCAAUAAGCCCUAGCUAUUAGCCCCCAUAAUUCAGCGCUCACCUUCAGCUAAUGGCUAUUUGUCACGCUCAGCGUUAAGAUGAGAGCUGGCUUUAUGCAAAAGACUCCCCUAAAAGCUUUACACCUCUCAUCUCACUUGUCUCAUCCACCUUAUUAGGCAGAAUUAAAUCACUCCCAGCUUACAGAAACCAAGCUAAGCUGACAUACACAGGGCUCUGCAGCUAAAAAGUGAGAGGUGGGAAUUCAGAUCAAGGUCUAUCAAACUCCAGAAGCCAGGCUGGCGAUUCCCACUGUGAGACCCCCCAGGCGGGCAUCACGCUGCCACCGCCCAGAGGGCCGCCGGGCUUGCCGUCGCCGGGCUGUGUCUGGGCUGCACGUUCCUUUGGAACAGCGACAGCCUCACGGGUCUCCAGAACCCUUCCCCUCUGGCACGGGGCAGGGCCAAACAACCAACCUCCGCUGGGGAACUGAUGGUGCCCUUUCGCCAAGAACCUCUUAUUCUCAACUACUUCUAAAUCAGAACAAAGACAACGACAACAAACCCCACUCAGACAAGUCCUUUGGAAACGAGAAUAAAGCAGCACAAAGGGGUGAUUUUUUCAGAGCCUCGUGGAGAGCACCCGGGUCAGGUCUGGGGAAGAGUAGGGCCUGCGCCCGGGGUGGGUGGGGCCCCAGGUCUGCCGGGGCCUGGGGGAGGGGAGGGCCCAGACGAGCGGGUGCUCAGCGGGGUGCAACGCCUGCAAGGAGUUGGGAAAGGGGCGCUCAGCGUGGACAGAAAUUAAUGAUCCUAAAGAAACAUGCGUGGGUCCUUCUGACACGUCCUACCUCAGCGAGCAGAAACAGAGUGGUGACAGCUGCGCAGAUAGUCGCUCAGCACACCAAAGAGAUGACAAGGAAGAUCGUGGCCCCAGGAUGACUAAAACGUUUCUGCGAAAACUGUGCAAGCAACACAAGCUUUACAUGACGCCGGCACUGAAUGACACCUUGUAUUUACACUUUAAAGGCUUUGACCGCAUCGAGAACUUGGACGAGUACACGGGGCUGCGCUGCCUCUGGCUGGAGUGCAAUGGAAUACAGAAAAUUGAGAACCUAGAGGCCCAAACGGAGUUGCGCUGCCUCUUCCUGCAAGUGAACCUGCUCCACAAAAUCGAGAACCUGGAACCCCUGCAGAAGCUGGAUGCUCUCAACCUCAGCAACAAUUACAUCAAGACUAUCGAAAACCUCUCCUGCCUGCCGGUCCUCAACACACUCCAGAUGGCCCACAACCACUUGGAGACCGUGCAAGACAUCCAGCAUCUCAAGGAGUGUUUGAAACUCUGCGUCCUCGACCUUUCCCACAACAAGCUGAGUGACCCAGAGAUCCUGAGCGUUCUCGAGAGCAUGGCUGACUUGCGCGUGCUGAAUCUGAUGGGCAACCCGGUGACUAGGACCAUCCCGAAUUAUCGGAGGACAGUCACCGUUCGGCUGAAACACUUAACAUACCUGGACGACAGGCCGGUUUUCCCGAAGGACAGAGCUUGUGCAGAGGCCUGGGCUCGGGGAGGGUACGCAGCUGAGAAGGAGGAGAGACAGCAGUGGGAGAGGAGAGAGCGGAAGAAGAUCACGGAUAGCAUCGAGGCCCUGGCUGCCAUCAAGCGCCAGGCCGAGGAGAGGAAGCAGCAGAAAGCGAGCCGAGAGCCAGGGGACGUGCCCGCGCCAGACAACGCUGAGGACAUGGAUGCCAGCGUGGAAGGACAGGAAGAGCCUCCAGAGGACAAAGAGAGGCAGCAGAAGAUGCAGCUGUUCGAGGUCAAGGACAGCUUCGAGGCCAAGGACCAGCUCUUCCCAGAAAUGUCGGAGAAGUCGAGUCUCCCGGAGGAGCUGCCUGCGGAGGAGCUGCCUGCAGAUGUCCACGGGGAGCCUGGAGGCCAGGAGCCAGGAGGGGUGCUCCCCACCGAGGCCCCGCAACCCAGCCCCGGAGCCGCCUGGGAAGAAUCGGUUCCCCAGAUGCUGGCCGCUCAAAGUGCAGCAGGUGCAGAACUCGACAGAGCCCGGGAUUUGGAAGCCAUCAGACUGGCAACGAAGGAGAAGCUCUUCAUAGAUGUACGUGAUCAGAGCAUGUGGAGUGUCCACGGGACGGCCGGUCAGAUCAGACGCAAACCUCCGAGAGCCCUUGCUGCCCAGAGUGCGGUCCCUGGGCCAGCAGGCGUGGUCUCCCCUGGGGGCUGGGUAGAACCCGGGGCCCCCCUCGGACCCACAGCUCAGGAUCUGCAGUUAAUGGGCCCUCCCCCGGGGCCCGUGCCUGCACCAUCAGGACCAAGAGGACCGGCCCCUGUGAGUCCCCCUGAACUAUGUGUUUUCCCCAAAGAAGCUACACGGCAGGACAGUCCCAUGGGGCCAGCUGUGCACAGAGAAAGUGGCGUUUCAUCAUCAGAGCCUCUAAUUCUAUGGACAGCUGCCCACCUUCCGGGCCUGUUGCCGCGCCUGCUCCCAGGUCUGAGUGUCCAGCAUCCCGUCUGCCCCCCGCACCACCCCGGGGCCGGUUCAGCGAGGGAGGGGCCGCCUGACCUUGGGCCUGGAGAACGGCCCUCCUCCCUGAAGCCCCUCAGCUCUGGUAACAGUCUUACCCACUGUGCCACAGGCACGGGUCCUAUGGGGGUGUGCACGUUCUGUCACGACCCCCAGGAACGGCGCUUUGGUGGGGCACAGAUGGGGGCUGGUCCUCUCACCUUUAGCCUUACACCCAGGCGACAGCUGGUGAGCCCCCUGCUCGCCCGCAGGACAGCCCGCCUCUCUGCCCACGGGCGAGCUCCUUCCCUUCAAACCACGGGCACAACUUUGCCUGCCCCCCCCCACUUCCUCGAUCAACGUCCCGACGUCAUGAUCUCAUGUAAGGGUUCAACUGAGCACGGUCAAUAUUCAGAGAGGACUAUAGAUACUCAGGAUGAAACACACAUGGACAGUUCAUCCUUCACUUUCGAGAACUGACCGUUCGCAGGACCACGGCGCUUAAGAGCUGAUCC